This is a messenger RNA of Oncorhynchus gorbuscha (pink salmon), 1635 nucleotides long. Its product is annotated as Krueppel-like factor 5. NCBI's taxonomy places the organism in Eukaryota, Metazoa, Chordata, Actinopteri, Salmoniformes, Salmonidae. The record is from RefSeq and is a predicted model, not a curated record. The transcript has 5 exons. Bases 1 to 1314 code for a protein of 437 amino acids. Gene Ontology annotation, molecular function: DNA-binding transcription factor activity, RNA polymerase II-specific; RNA polymerase II cis-regulatory region sequence-specific DNA binding. Gene Ontology annotation, biological process: regulation of transcription by RNA polymerase II.
AUGGAAACUAGUAUAGGACAGGCAAUGAAUUCGGCACACACAGAAGAGAGCGCGGUUUUCACGCAACUAAAACCUGUGCGGCUGUCUGGAGCGGACGGCGCAGAUGACUCGUCCGUUUUUGAAGAAGUGAAACCCCCGGUGAGAAUUAGUCCACAUUUUAACCCGUUGGAGGUGACUCAGACCCAGUUGGAGAUGGAAAAGUACCUCCCCCAGACCACAUGCAGUCUCCUCCAUCCUCCAUCCAUGGCCCACACAGACAAGAAAUACUGCGGAGAGAGUGCCUCAUUGGUGGACAAGUACUUCUCAGAGGAGAAGCACAACACAGCUUCCUACAGCAUCAACAUCAACCUCACCCUCCCCAAAACCACCCACCUCUGCACCGGCCUGAACCAGCCCAACAAGCCCCAGCAGCACCACCAGACCCAUCUCCUCCAGCACAUCAAGACAGAGCCUCGGUUGGACGUCCCAGUGUCCUGCUCCAUCCAGACCCUGCCUGACUUCUUGUCUGUCUUCAGCAUUCCCCAGACCGUCAACACUAUGUUUAUCAAACCCGAUAUGGCCACCAGCGGACACCCAGUUUCAGAUACCGAGCUGUAUAUUGGCCCCCAACAACCGCAGGUCUACCAGAUGCCCAUCCCCGUCAGCAGAGCUGACCUCACAAUGACACUCUCCCGCAGCAGCCAAUCAGGGACCAGCGGAGCCGGCAACGGUAGAACCAUGCUCAACCUGAACAAUGUCUCCUUGACAACGGUGGGUCAUGGCGGUGGUGACUCGUUGUUUGCAAUGCCGGAGCAUUUCUCCCACCACCACGCCAAGGUGUCGCCCCAGUCACAGCCCCACAGUCUACCUCCCUCACCCCCCAACUCGCAGCCGGGUAGUCCUGAGAACCAGGCUGAGCUGCUGACCACUCCACCGCCCUUCCAGGCCUCUAGCAGACUGGGGUUAAAGGUCACCCAGAUGUCCCACCACUCCAUGCUUAUGGCCCAAGGACAACGGUUGCUGACAGGACCCAGGUACAACCGACGGAACAACCCUGAGCUCGAGAAGAGACGGAUCCACUUCUGUGACUUCCCCGGCUGCUCCAAGGUUUACACAAAGAGCUCUCACUUGAAAGCACACCAAAGGACACACACAGGAGAGAAACCAUACUCUUGCAACUGGGAGGGCUGUGACUGGCGUUUCUCCCGCUCUGACGAGCUGACACGACACUAUCGUAAACACACGGGAGCCAAGCCCUUCAAGUGUGUAGCCUGCAGGCGCUGUUUCUCCCGGUCCGAUCACCUUGCCCUACACAUGAAGCGCCACCAGAACUAAACACACACGCACCGGCAUAAACACCCAACCACCAACACAUCCACACACAUGCUACGACCACCUGAAGCGUCACCAGAAGAGAGGGACAUAUCACCACCAUCUUGAAGCCCCAGAAUGCAUUACACUGCAUGAGGGCCAACACAAAGAUCAAAAUGUCUGCUCCUGUAAUGACAACGUCAUCAUGGGGAGGUAUGGACUUUCAAAGAAACAGGGGACCAUGGACACCUGCCUCCAAUUGCUCCAUGUAUUAAUGGAUGCACAUUGUCUGUCUGUAUAUACAGUUGAAGAUGGAAGUUUACAUACACUUAGGUCGUUUUUCAA